This is a messenger RNA of Myxozyma melibiosi, 2884 nucleotides long. RefSeq names its product histidinol dehydrogenase-domain-containing protein. Gene Ontology annotation, molecular function: phosphoribosyl-ATP diphosphatase activity; phosphoribosyl-AMP cyclohydrolase activity; metal ion binding. NCBI's taxonomy places the organism in Eukaryota, Fungi, Ascomycota, Lipomycetes, Lipomycetales, Lipomycetaceae. The record is from RefSeq and is a predicted model, not a curated record. Gene Ontology annotation, cellular component: cytosol; cytoplasm. Gene Ontology annotation, biological process: L-histidine biosynthetic process. The transcript has 2 exons. Bases 246 to 2780 code for a protein of 844 amino acids.
GCUGCUUAUAAAAGUCCGGACAACUUCGCCAGAUGCAGAAGCAGCAGCACGUGACCGGAACAAGAUUCAGGGAGACAGAAACCUUAAAAAUAAUUUUUCCCUGCGAGCUCAGACUCAUCGCUAUCAGGAAACAGUCAUAGGCCCAGUAAUACUCAUAAACACCUUUUUGGAACAGGUUUACGCAGAUUAGAGCAGUUUACUUCGUUCUCUUCUGUUCUUUGAGAUUAUUUCCAUCAUCGAGAAACAUGAGUGUUGUUCCUGAAUACACAGCAGCGACUCUGCAAUCGCUACCGGGAUCGCGGCUCGCUGUUCUCGGAGCUGCCUUCGUGCGGGUAGCUUCCUCCGCCGACGUCGUGGCCGUCAAGACGUUCGUCGCAGAGAACUUUGGCGCCGUCGAGUUCUACGCAAUCCUCCCGAGCGGCGUGUCUGUCGACGAGGCCAUCGCGCUGCUUGAUGCGGGCGUCGAGGCCGUCGUCGUUGCCGCCGCGGACGAAUUGCUCGCGGCAGGUGUCCCCGCGUCGCGAAUCAUUCUCUCGUCCGCCACCGCGAGCGCGGUCGAGUCUGCUGCGGGUCUCUUUGUCGACGAGGCCGCUGCUAAGACAGCCAAGCUCUCAGACAAGCAGACGCUGUACGUCGCGCUCUCGGCGCCCAAGCUCGAGCUCGUCAAGGCGCUCCCGGCAUCGUCUGUCGUCGUCGUGCCUGCCGAGUCGCUCAGCACCGAACUCGAGACUCUGGCGGGAAAGCUGUCGGUUGCGGAUGUUGUCGUCAGCAAGCUUGUGUCUGACCGGACCGACGGAUUGUUUUCGACUCUCGUCGUCGACGCCCGCGAUACCGCGCUCGGCCUCGUUUACUCCUCCGCCGAGUCGGUUGCGAACGCGAUCGCGACGUCGACGGGCGUGUAUCAGUCGCGCAAGCGCGGGCUUUGGUUUAAGGGUGCGACUUCUGGUGCGGUGCAGAAGCUGCUCAAGAUCUCGGCCGACUGCGACAGCGACUGCUUGAAGUUCGUGGUUGAGCAGUCCGGCGCCGGGUUCUGUCACAAGGAGACGGCUUCGUGCUUUGGUUCAGUGUCUGGGAUCAGCGCGCUCGAGAAGACGCUCGUGAGCCGGAAGGAGUCUGCGCCGGAGGGAUCGUACACCAAGCGGCUGUUUACGGACGAGAAGCUGUUGCACGCGAAGAUUAUGGAGGAGGCCGAGGAGCUUACGACUGCGAAGAGCAAGAGCGAGAUUGCGUGGGAACUCGCGGAUCUGGUGUACUUUGCCAUGACCAAGGCGGUCCAGAACGGCGUCUCGUGGACGGAUGUCGAGAACAACCUUGAUGCGAAGAGCAAGAAGAUUACGAGACGGAAAGGAGACGCGAAGGGGAAGUGGGCGCCUAAGGAGGAGCCCAAGCCUGAGGAGAAGAAGGUGGAGGAGGAGAAGAAGGAGGACAACGGCCGGAUCGCACUGACGAGAUAUAACGUCGCUGAUGUGUCGGCAAAGGCGCUCGACGAUCUGCUCCGCCGUCCUGCUCAGAAGAACGCAAACAUCAUGAACCUCGUCACUCCGAUUGUUGAGGCGGUGCGCACGCGCGGUGACGCCGCUCUGCUUGAGUUCACGGCCAAGUUUGAGAAGGCGCACCUUAAGUCUCCUGUUUUGAAAGCGCCGUUCCCUGCCGAGCUGAUGGCGCUGGACGAGAAGACCAAGGCGGCGAUCGACAUGUCGAUCGAGAACGUGCGCAAGUUCCACGCCGGCCAACUCGAGAAGGAGCCGCUCGUUGUCGAGACGCAGCCGGGCGUUGUGUGCAGCCGGUUCGCGCGACCGAUCGAGACCGUCGGCCUGUACGUUCCCGGCGGAACCGCGAUCCUGCCGUCGACGGCGCUGAUGCUCGGUGUUCCCGCGCAGGUGGCCGGGUGCAAGAACAUCAUCAUCGCGUCGCCUCCCAAGGCUGACGGAACGCUGACGCCCGAGGUUGUCUACGUCGCGCACAAGGUCGGCGCUAGCAUGAUUCUGCUUGCCGGUGGAUCGCAGGCGGUGGCGGCGAUGGCCUAUGGAACCGAGUCGGUUCCGAAGGUGAACAAGAUCCUCGGUCCCGGAAACCAGUUUGUGACCGCGGCCAAGAUGCUCGUCCAGAACGAUACCUCGGCGCUUGUGUCGAUCGAUAUGCCAGCGGGCCCGUCCGAGGUUCUAGUCGUUGCCGACAAGUACGCGAACCCAGCUUUCGUGGCCUCAGACCUGCUGUCGCAGGCCGAGCACGGCGUCGAUUCGCAGGUGAUUCUGAUCGCCGUCGAUCUGACCGAAGCCGAGCUGCAAAAGAUCGAGGACGAGGUGCACGAGCAAGCCAUGCGUCUGCCGCGCGUCGACAUUGUGCGUGGAGCGAUCGCGCACUCGCGCACGUUCAGCGUCAAGACGGUCGAGGACGCGAUCGCGCUGAGCAACAAGUACGCGCCCGAGCACUUGAUUUUGCAGAUUGAGGACGCGGCCAAGUACGUCGAUCUUGUGCAGCAUGCCGGAUCUGUCUUUGUCGGUGCUUGGAGUCCGGAGUCGUGCGGUGACUACUCUUCCGGAACAAACCACACUCUCCCAACCUACGGCUACGCAACCGUCUACUCGGGCGUCAACACCGGCUCGUUCAUGAAGCACCUGACCAGCCAAGAGCUCACGCCCAAGGGUCUCGAGAUCAUCGGCCCGGCUGUCGUGAGACUUGCGGACGUCGAGGGCCUUGACGCGCAUGGAAACGCGGUGCGGGUGCGACUUACGCACUUGGCCAAGACGAAGACGGAGGAGGUUUUGGCAAGGGUUUAGAGGUGAAAAAGCGGAGUAAACGAAGUUUUGGAUAUGUGCAUGCUAUAGCUUAAUUUGUUUUGUACAAGAGUUGAGAAAUAAAGAAUGAAUAAAGAAUUUUAAUC